Messenger RNA from Staurois parvus, 370 nucleotides. The record is from the annotation of a GenBank genome assembly. Lineage: Eukaryota; Metazoa; Chordata; Amphibia; Anura; Ranidae.
ACUCGGUGCCCGCUGUCGAGCCUGGUGACUCGGUGCCUGCUGCCUCACUUGAUGGCCUGCUGCCUUGCCUGAUGGCCGGUGCCCGCUGCCCAGCCUGAUGUGCCUCUGCCCGCUGCCCAGCCUGAUGUGCCUCUGCCCGCUGCCCAGCCUGAUGUGCCUCUGCCCGCUGCCCAGCCUGAUGUGCCUCUGCCCGCUGCCCAGCCUGAUGUGCCUCUGCCGCGCUGCCCAGCCUGAUGUGCUGCCCAGCCUGAUGUGCCUCUGCUCGCUGCCCAGCCUGAUGUGCCUCUGCCCGCUGCCCAGCCCGAUGUGCCAGCCCCUGCUGCCUUGUGGGCUGCAGUACCAAGGCUGGCCAGCGGGUGCUCUCAGCAGC